This is a messenger RNA of Carassius gibelio (silver crucian carp), 4323 nucleotides long. RefSeq names its product steroid hormone receptor ERR2-like. Gene Ontology annotation, molecular function: steroid binding; nuclear steroid receptor activity; DNA-binding transcription factor activity. The coding region runs from base 454 to 1767 and encodes 437 amino acids. Lineage: Eukaryota; Metazoa; Chordata; Actinopteri; Cypriniformes; Cyprinidae. The transcript is spliced from 7 exons. Gene Ontology annotation, biological process: regulation of DNA-templated transcription. The record is from RefSeq and is a predicted model, not a curated record. Gene Ontology annotation, cellular component: nucleus.
UAAUAAUACUAAUAAUAUCUUAGAUAAUCAACUGAUAGUUAAUUUCUUUAGUAAUACUGAACUGAGUAAGCAUGUUAUUGUACAUCGGUCAGAUCAUUCUCAGACUUCAGCUGAGGAAAGAGAUUUAUUUACUCACUGAAGAUGAUUAAUACAGCACUCGACGAGCAUUAGCUGAGAUCCGGCCAGUCUCUGUGCAGCGUUCAGGACACAGCCAUCACACACUCUCUGGCACAGGCCUUUUUUCCACAAGGUCAGUGUUUUAACAAGGAGCUUUUUUUUUUUUUUUAUCAUUUAUUUUAGCCGUUAACCUUUCUGUGAAUUUCCAGAGGUGGUGGCACCUGCUGCAGCGUUGAAUAUACAUGACACAAGAGGCAGUGAGACGCUGCAAUGAGAUUUAAGUUGACACACUGACCCCAUCUCCAUGUGCACGGGAAACCAGGGCUGCUGAACAGGAUGGCUGCUGAGGAGCGGCACAUGACGUCCAGCUGUGGUUCCUACAUCAAGACAGAGCCCUCCAGUCCGUCCUCUCUGGUGGACACGGCCAGCCACCCCAGUCCCGGCGCACAUUCGGACGCCAGCGGCGGCUACGGCAGCGUCAUCAACAGUCACUCCAACGGCCUGGACUCUCCACCCAUGUUCACAGGGGGCGGGCCGCUAAGCGCGGCCGGGAGUGCCUGCCGCAAACGCUACGAGGACUGUUCCAGCACGUUACUGGAGGACCCUGGCUCCAUCAAGUGCGAGUACAUGCUCAACUCCAUCCCAAAACGCCUGUGCCUGGUGUGUGGAGACAUCGCGUCAGGGUAUCACUACGGUGUGGCCUCCUGUGAAGCCUGCAAGGCCUUCUUCAAGAGAACAAUACAAGGUAACAUCGAGUACAGCUGUCCGGCCACCAAUGAGUGCGAGAUCACGAAAAGAAGACGCAAGUCCUGUCAGGCGUGCCGCUUCAUGAAGUGCUUGAAAGUGGGCAUGCUGAAGGAAGGUGUUCGGCUAGAUCGCGUACGAGGAGGCCGACAGAAAUACAAGAGGAGAAUGGAUGCAGAAAACACAGCCUACCUGGGGCUCACACUGCCACCGCCAGCCAAAAAACCCUUGACGAAGAUCGUGUCCCAUCUGCUGGUAGCGGAGCCAGAGAAGAUCUACGCCAUGCCAGACCCCACCAUGCCUGAGAGCGACAUCAAAGCGCUGACCACGCUGUGUGACCUGGCCGACCGCGAGCUGGUGGUCAUCAUCGGCUGGGCCAAACACAUCCCAGGUUUCUCCAGCCUGUCUCUGGGAGACCAGAUGAGUUUACUGCAGAGCGCAUGGAUGGAGAUCCUGAUCCUGAGCAUCGUCUUCCGCUCGCUGCCCUACGAGGACGAGCUGGUGUACGCCGAGGACUAUGUGAUGGACGAGGAGCACUCGCGGCUCACGGGCCUGCUGGACCUCUACGUGUCCAUCCUACAGCUCGUGCGCAAGUACAAGAAACUCAAGGUGGAGAAGGAGGAGUUCGUCACGCUGAAGGCCAUCGCACUCGCCAACUCAGACUCCAUGCACAUAGAGGACGUGGAGUCGGUGCAGAAGCUCCAGGACGCCCUUCACGAAGCGCUGCAGGACUACGAGAGCUGUCAGCACACAGAAGACCCUCGGCGGGCGGGGAAGCUGCUCAUGACGCUGCCGCUGCUCCGGCAGACAGCCACCAAGGCCAUCCAGCACUUCUACAGCAUCAAGAUGCAGGGCAAGGUGCCCAUGCACAAACUCUUCCUGGAGAUGCUGGAGGCCAAGGUCUGAUUGGCUGCUCGUCGCGUGACAUCAUCGAGCCAGAGACUGCGGAGCACAGCUUGAGACGUUUUUAAAGACCUGAAAAAAAUAAUAACUGGGUUUAAAGCAUAAAUAUAAAUGGAAAAAUAAUUUAAAAAUCUAUAACAAAUACUAUGUACUUGUACAGUGAUGCUUUUUGUUCUUAAUCUGUGCUUAUAUAUGAUGGAAGACACUGUAAGUCAUUUCAGUUCAGCAAAUAGUCAUUUUUUUCUUUCUGCUAACUCUCCGUACUUGUCGCCAACAACCUCAGUCCGGCCCUCGGACGACGCCAGGACACCUUGAGGACUUGUAAAUAUUCAUGGCAGGAUUUGGCCGAGGCUGGAUGUGGAAGCUGCUGCCGGUUCUUCCCUAAAUGUGAACUUGCUGACGUCCUUGAAAAUACCUCUUCUUGAAUCCUGGGAGGACGACGCUUGUGACGCGUUCAUCCGGGAUCUCAGUCAUCUUACUCUAGUAACUCAGCAAUAAAUCGAGCCGAUGAGGAGCGCCACCUCUUGAGUUGCACUGUACUGCUUUUUUAAACGACUUGUUAUUGUUGUCGCUGAUGUUUUGGCCUGGAUGUAGUUUCAAAGGAUUUACGACGUGUGGCAGAAGUCCAGGACGCUCCGUGUUAAAACAAUCAGAUGCCCAUAUGUCAAACAACCUAUCUUGGGCUUGUUAAGCCACCGGCGGAGGAAACGAUGUGCCCGUCAUCAUCUGCUCAGACCCUGCCAGGACUUUUAUAGCCAUGUAUCUGAAUGAAGGUGGGCGGCAGGUGCAGGUCUUUAUCACCAGCUUUAUUUUUAGGUCUUGGAAGUCGACAGCAGAUUGAACAGGAGGGGUGUUUGACCUCAUGUUGACACAAUAGCAUCGCUUCGAAAAUGGCUUUCGAACUCGCCGGCACCAUAAACAGCUUAUUACCCCUCGAUCCACUUGACAGCAGACCACCGUACGGCCAUUAGUCCGAGAUAUCCAUUAGGAAUGGAUUCAAUGCUGUGACUGAAGGGUCACAGGGUUUGAUUGUGUCCUGGGGUUGCGUUUCCCAAAAGCAGCUAUGGUCACCAACAUACAGUCAUUUAGCGAGUCGGUGUUUCCCGAAGCCAGAUGUCCGCGAAGACCAUCACAAGCUUGAUUAAGCUCACAUUAAGCAAGAUAACAUGCAGUGCAUUCUAUAGCCUUCAUUGCAUUUACAUUUUCAAUUCAAUUGUUUGGAUUAAAUGCUGAAAUAAAGCAACCAAUUACAUAACACAUGAUAAUGUGAUUUAAAAAAACAAAUGGCUUUCUGUUGUUCGUGGAAAUUAACUAUAACAAUCAGACAUUAAAUGUAUGGUAAAAGUAAUAAAAUUAGCAAAAAUGUCUGAAGCACUUUCAAAGCUGUUGCAUGGUAUAUUCAUGUGAACUAAAUCUGCGUGACUGCAAAACUCUCGAUAACGCGUAUUAUGAUUAGAUUUCGCCUGUAAAAGUGACCACAUCUUGUUUGCAAUCUUGAACUGAAUAAUUAGCAGUUAUUAUUACUCCACUACUGGAGUGUGAAAUCAUUAACGACGGGUCUAUUUUGUUAUCAGCGACGGAAGUGUGAACGUGCUACUACCGUUUUGGGAAACAGUUGUGACCAGUUAGUUGCAUUGCACUUUGGUGGUUAAGCAGCGAGUUUUGUCAUGUUUGGGAAACGCACCCAAGGUCGAAUCUCUCUCUGCAACAAUCUCGAGCCGACCAGACGAGAUAGCGAGCGAGAAGAUAAUACAGGGAUUCAUUUUAUAUGCAGCGGCGCAACUGUGUGGAUUCGCAUUAGGGAUCAAUUCUGAUUGAAAUCAUGCUUCAAGCUACAGCACACAAAUGCUAAAUUCACAUGACACUGAGUUUGAAUACGCAAUUCAUAACAUAACGCAAUAGUACCUUAAUGCUUCAUGAACAUCUGUUAGUCCUACACUGAGAUGAACACAUAGUAAUGAACAUAUAUGCAACAUUCACGUAGCUACCUCAUCAUUCAUCCACGUCUGGACAUUCUGUAAAUACUCCUCUGUUUUGUAGUGCCCUUUAUUUCACCCGUUUCUGUCGUGUGGACGGUAACACAACUUCUGGUAUCACUAGAUAAGUAGGUUAACUUCUCAUACCAUACUAACCACCAAAGCACACUACACUCUUACCAUGUCCUGUUUGGUGAACAGAUCUAGGUGCUUUUUUUCUACUUUUUUUGACAACGGGACACUUGGACACAUUCAUCAUCUACCCAAAAACACAUUAAUGUGUGAGUGGCAUGAAUGUUGAUCUGUGGCUCUCCGUUCACGGUUUAGGAAGGAAAAGAUGCAUAUCUGUAAAUGCUGUCUUUUAUUUAUUUGCUUCUCUGCAGCAUGUCAGGGUCAGAAUUGGUCCCUCAAUGUUCAAAAUGACGAAGGCUUUUGUGUUUCUCCUCAAGAUAUUGAUUGUGUAUAUUAUAUCACUUUGGCCACACUGUACUGUACAAUAAUAUUGUUCAUUUAACAAAAACCUGUGUCACUUUCUUUUUUAUGUCACAAAUGAAAAAGUAACAAAGGCGUACUCUCAAAGCUC